AUGAAAUCCAAAUCGAAAACCAAGACUCUGGUUUUAGCCGUAUCACUUUCAUCAGCAUUUCUUGUCUUGGCUAUUGGGGUUUUCACAUAUUGCGUGUACAAGAAGAGAAAGAUGGCUAGACAAAACAAAUGGGCAAUUUCAAGGCCAAUUCAAGUACCAUUUAGAUUCGAAAAGUCAGGUCCAUUUUCGUUUGAAACGGAAUCCGGGUCCUCUUGGGUGGCUGAUAUUAAAGAACCCUCUUCAGCACCGGUGGUGAUGUUUGAGAAGCCAUUGAUGAACCUUUCAUUUAAGGACUUAAUUGCAGCAACAUCACACUUUGGGAAAGAGUCCCUUCUUGCAGAGGGUAGAUGUGGGCCCGUUUACAGAGCCGUACUACCAGGUGACCUCCACGUGGCAAUCAAGGUCCUGGAAUAUGCUAGGGACCUUAACCAUGAUGAAGCUGUAGCCAUGUUUGAAGACUUAUCAGGGUUGAAACACCCCAAUUUGCUGCCUAUUUCUGGCUAUUGCAUUGCAGGUAAGGAAAAGUUGGUAUUGUAUGAAUUUAUGGCCAACGGUGAUCUCCACCGUUGGUUGCAUGAGCUUCCAACGGGAGUACCCAACGUGGAAGACUGGAGCACUGACACGUGGGAGCUUCAAAAUGGGUCCGAUAAUGCAUCGCCGGAGAAAUUGGAGUGGCACACGCGCCACCGCAUUGCAGUGGGUAUAGCGCGUGGACUCGCCUAUCUGCACCAUGCACGGUCCAAGCCGGUGGUGCACGGACAUUUGGUUCCGUCUAAUAUCAUGUUGGCGGAUGACUUUGAACCCCGGAUAACUGACUGUGCAUUGAGUCAAGACCGAGUUGGUGGCUCCACAGAGGCUGAUGUUUAUAAUUUUGGUGUAGUGCUAGUGGAGUUGUUAACAGGAAAACAAGGUUCACAUGAAACUGUCAACUGGGUGAGGAGAUUAAUAAAGGAUGGAAAAGGGGAGAACGCUCUUAACUCGAGGCUGAGACUCGAUGGUGACUCAGUGAGUGAGAUGGUGGAGUGUCUCAGAAUUGGGUACUUGUGCACGGCGGAGGCGCCAGGGAAAAGGCCCACAAUGCAACAAAUUUUGGGUUUGCUGAAAGACGUACAUCCCAAACCAUUAUAUAUUGUCUGA
Fraxinus pennsylvanica is the source of this 1137-nucleotide messenger RNA. NCBI's taxonomy places the organism in Eukaryota, Viridiplantae, Streptophyta, Magnoliopsida, Lamiales, Oleaceae. The record is from the annotation of a GenBank genome assembly.